CCCUUGGUGACCUUCAAAGUCUACCAGGUGCUUUGGCUUUAGACGCUGCUUAGGUGGGAUGAAAAGCGUGCUGACUCGCCGUAGGCUGUCCUGUUCGUCGUCCGGCUCGGACCAAGAUGCCUUCGCAAAUGCAGUUAUUAGAGUCGGUGAGGAUUUCCAGGUCAACCUUCCUCCUAUCAAAGACGAACCACCUUCAAAUGAUGCAGAAGCAAUACAUCGUGGAAUACUUAUGUGGCGUCCGAUACCUGAAAGCCUUAACGACCGCUUAGAGAAAUUCUUGGACACUGCUACUAAGGUCUUCAGUUAUGAAGAGGAUCAGGCUCUUGCCCUACUCACAUGGCACCAAAUCGAUUUUGAUCGGGCUUGGGCUGAUCUUGAAAAUUUUAACCCUGUGAAAAAGAAAUGGAAAGAUUCCGAGAAACGAGUAUUUUUCAAAGCUGUAGAUCAUUAUAAUAAGCAGUUUCAUGAAAUAAAAAGGCUUUUUCCCAAUCGUUCAGUCAAGGAACUGAUCCUUUUCUACUAUUUAUAUAAAAAAAUCAGACAAACCCUACAAGAGAUGACUUUGUAUGGAACAAAAUGGUUUUGUCUUGUCGAAUUAGGCUUUGUGAAACCAUCUCCGUUUCUACCACCAAAUGUUAAGUCAAUUAUUCCUGACGAGAGAAAUGACGACUGCUUCGAUAUGAGCGAUCCAUUUGAUGUUAAAAUGAAGCGACAUUUGGAUAUGAUGGUACGUGGAAAAGUUGAAGAGCCUGAUGACUCAGAUUGUGAUACGGAAAACAGUGCCUUGAGCACUCAGUCAGACUCCGAGGCAGAAGUAUAUACACCAUACUUAUUAGCCGAUUCGGAGAAUGUAGAACAACAACAAAGUGGUGAUGUGCGAAAUAAUUCAAGAAAAGAUUUGAUAAAUCCUAGUCGUAAUCGCCAGAGACCCUGUGGUAAAGGUCGGGGUUCAGCAGCCAAUACAACUGUGUUAUCUCAAUCGUCUAUAAAUUUACCUACUGGUGAUUUGAUUUCACCCAAUCGUUUGUCUGUACGUAGACAUGGACGCUUCGAAGAGGAAAUAGCUGCUGCCGCGGUGGCUGCUGCAACAGCUUCUUCUAGUACUCAGUCAAAUGGAGCGAAGAAGGAUGAAAGAAGUUAUGCUUUUGGAGGUCCCAUUAGACGUAGUUCUCGCAGAGGAAUUCUGUCUAAAAGGGCGCCUUAUGACUCCAGAACGAGACUACCUCCUGGAGUCUAUUAUUCACAUAAGGAAUUUCUGCGAAUGUGUAAUUCUACUCCAGAAGAGUACAUUAAAGACAAGUACGAAUCGAUUGCUACAUUAAUUGAUUUAUCCAAUCCAUUGGACGAGCAAAUCAAGGAACAUGCUGAAAAGGAAAAGGAAGUACUUGACGGCAUUUCAGCUUUCAAACCUCCUGAAUUGCCAAUAGUAAGUUAACCUAUUGAUAAUUGCUGUACAUUUGUUUCACCAUCAUCAUGAUAUCUACGUUUAAUGCUCUUAAGAAUCAUACAUAAUAUUGUACACAGAUCCGCCAACUGAGAUUUGAACAGACAGGUCUUGUUAUCUUAUUCAUCCACAUGGAUAUGUAGCUGAUACGAAGCUUUACACGGUGGCCUACAUUGUGAAAAUGCAACUUGAUUUCCACCUUUGUUAAUUGUGACAACUUAAACUAUUGCACUUUUGUAUGGAUUUCCACGUUGAACCCUGUCGGUUGGCUUUUUAUCUCCGUUUCGUCGUCAGCAUAUAUGUGCGCGGAGCAGAGUGCGGUUUCAGAAGAAGCAGUAGGUAGUACUCGUUUACUGCCUUUCUUCACUGAUAGAUUAUGGCAACGUUAUCCGUUCGAGUCCAUCGUUGGUUCAGUGGGGUUGGGUUGGGGGUCCCUAGGUUAGACAAUGUUAUUCCCGAUGUUUGAAAUUAGCACUGGCCAAGAAGAAAUGAUUAUAUAGAGAGGAGUGUUCAAGAUUAUCAACGCUGUCACUUCAUCAGUAUGGAACUGUGUAUAGUUGCCAUCAUUGUAUACUUUUUCGACUGGCGCGCAAUUCCCGUACUUAUGCACUGAUUGUUGAAUAAUCAUCCUUGUCGUAAGUCCAACCGAAUCUGGUGUGAUACAAUAGUGUCGAUAGUCCAACAGCUUCUUAUAGAUAAGAUAUAAGUAUCAUUCAAUUUUAUGUAUUAUGGUAUUUUCGUCUUCUGUAAUUUCCACUAAUGCUUUCAUCCCCUUUACUACUAUUUUUUUUUAGCUUAGAGGAUUCAUUUUUCAGUAUAUAAGCAUUUCAUAUUUAUGUAUUUACCAUUUAUAUGUCCUUGUAGGAUCCCAAUUGGAGCCCCGUGGAU
Messenger RNA from Trichobilharzia szidati, 2332 nucleotides. Lineage: Eukaryota; Metazoa; Platyhelminthes; Trematoda; Strigeidida; Schistosomatidae. The record is from the annotation of a GenBank genome assembly.